GUAAAACGACGACAACAACAACAACAGCAACGAAUUCGAAGACGGUGACGUCGACGAGGACGACGACGACGACGACGACGGUGACACCACAUUGCUUCCAAUGUCAUCGUUGAACCGAACAUUUUGCUACCAGAAAACCGUGCCGUAAUAAUGGUGGCCAGUGACGAUGUCCGAACAAGUGACAAUGACAACGGUGGGGCAGGAGACAGCGGUGAGGGUGAAGAAGGUGAAGAGGAAGAGGUAGAGGAAGAAGAAGAAGAAGAAGGGGAAGGGGAGGAGGAGGAAGAGGAGGGGGAGGAGGAAGUGGCAGUAGCAGUAGAAGUAGAAGAAGUGGAAGAAGAGGAGGAAGAAGAAGAAGAAGAGGAAGAGGUGGAAGUAGAGGAAGAAGGAGAAGACGGCGAAGUGGUGGAAGAGGAGGAGGAGGAGGAGGAGACGUUGGUCGUGGUACCUACUGAUGACAGCAAUGAUGACGCGGACGUCAACAUUAACGUGGACGUCACUGAAGAGGCCAGCGUCCGCAACAACGGCGCGAAACCUCGACUUUAUGGAGAGCAGCACUACCAGAAUAUCUUUAGCACAUCGCUGGCCAACGAGACAAGCUUGGCCGGCAAUCAUCCGAUCACCGGUUCGAAUGAUUCUAUAGCAGCUAAUGAACUGGUGCGGCACAGGCAUGCCAACAACAACAACAACGUAAGCUGUAACAAUAGCAACAACGGCAGCAACGGUAGCAGUAGUAAUAAUAAUAACAAAUCAAACAACAACCACAACAACAACAAUUAUAAAAACAAAUUUCCAAGGACUGCGUUUAGCAUUAGCCAAAGUUAUUCUUUGGGUGAGAUACACCCACGGAAAAGAAACCGUGUUCGAAAUCAGUCUAUGGACUUUAGUAACUCCGUAUCGGAUCUGAGUAAUUAUGAGACGAGGGACGCCGCAAACCCGAUAACAGGGGGCCUAAAGCAUACAGCAAACCCUGGAGAAGAGGAUUUAGAAAGGUCGCCAUUAUCUCAGGGACUCAACAAGACUGCCAUGCGGCAACCGACAGCCUUUUCUGUUGAUGAUAUCCUCAGCCCUACUAAAUUUAGAGGGGCUGAAAAACCUGCCAACGCAAGGAUCGUAAUGGGCGCGUCAAGUUUUCUCCAUCCAGUGCUCGUGACAGCACCACCGGGUUAUUCGUUCGGGCCCGGACGUAGACUGAACUGCGUAUCUCCGCUGAUAAAUAAAAGUAAUUGCUCUGUUGGCCCGGGGACAGUCACAAACAAUACAAACUCGAAAAACUCUGCGUUAAACAUAAACCCAACAGCUUCCGAAGUAGUGGCCAGGGCGGUGGGUUCGAGUUCCGCUAGAGGAGGUUAUAACAUCUAUACGGAGCCGAAUUUACACCCGGACUUAAAGGAUAAUGAACUUUCGCCGCUUUCUUCGGCUGCAAUGGGGACUGCCUUAAACACACAGAGACUGGUUGAUUGGUCAGCUGGUCCAUGGCUGCUUCGGGACGGAAAGCUGCCGUCCACCUGUAUACAUGAGGCCUAUGAAUCAGCCGUGGCGGCAGCGGCCGCGGCAGCCGCAUCGGCGGUGGCGGCGGCAGCGGCAGGACCGACGCCAUGUGACGACCCAGAGGCUGAAAGUGAAAGUGAAACUAGAAUUGAGGCCGAUGGUGCAGGUGGCGUAGAAGUGCGAGUGGAUCCACCAGUUGUUGUCACAGCCACCCAACCACCAGUAUCAUCAUCAUCGCGGUUGUCAUCAUCAUUAGUAUCAUCAUCAUCUUUAUUAUCAUCAUCAUCUUCAUCUUCAUCCUCAUCAUCAUCAUCAUCUUCAUCAUCACUUACACCGACUUUAUUAUUUUCUUCGUCUACCUCGGCGGCGGAAUGUCAUCGUACAUUAUCUUUACUCCAUUCACGGCGAAACGAAUGCCUGGAUCGAAACCUCAACAGCCCUAUUACAACUAAUCUUGAAGAUCUUGAAGGCCUAGAUGAGAAUGGAGAGCAGGGUGCUGUACAUAUAUCCAAAUCAAUGAUUGCUGAAGAUAUACGUGGGCAUUUGUCAGACAGAUUAUCAAAAGCUUCUACUCUUCGUCUGCCUGGUAACCACACUUCCAUAUAUGGUAGCGCAGACGACAUCCAAUCGAGAAUACCAGGAUGUUGUACAAGCGGAAAUACGAACGGCACGACUAGCGUUGACAUUUCAAGGACCGGAAGUAGUGGUGGUCUCGGUGGGAUAGGCGGUGGUGUUGGUGGUAGUGGUGGCGUUGUUGUUGUCGGUGGUAUCGGUGGUGUCGGUGUUGGUAUUGCUGGUAGCAGUAGAAGUAGUAGUAACAGUAAUAGUAGUAUUAGUGGCGUUAUUGGGGCCGAUGCUAUCAGUGGCGGAGGAAGCGAGAACGGCAUCCUUGGGAGCAGCAACAGCAAUAACAACAACAACAAUAACACUAAUAAUAGCAGUAAUAAUAAUAAUAACAAUAACGAUGAUCAUAAUGAUAAUGAUAAUCCGAAAAGCAGUUCUGUUAAUACUCCCGGAAACAGCAUUGGGGCUGGUAAGAUUCGUAGAGCUCGAACGGCAUUUACGUACGAGCAGCUUGUAGCUCUGGAAAAUAAGUUCAAAACUACUCGAUAUUUGUCUGUUUGCGAGAGAUUAAAUUUAGCACUGUCACUUAGUUUGACUGAAACACAGGUAAAAAUAUGGUUUCAAAACCGUCGAACCAAAUGGAAGAAACAAAACCCGGGGAUGGACGUAAACAGUCCUACAAUACCAAGUAGUUCCCCAUUGCCGAAUAUAGGGGGCGUUAGCGGUAACUUUUCAGCGCCGAAUCUUUACCAACUCAGUCAAAAUUUGCAAGGGUUGUCUCAAUCGGGAGGUAUAAACCCGAGUUAUUUCAUUUCUCCGUAUCUCACGUCGCCAAUGAUACGACAUUGGUGAACAAAAAAAUGGCGGAAUAUCGAUGUAAAUCGAUAGAAAGACGAACAAAAAAACAUAAAGAAAGAAAGCAAAAAAACAAGCAAACAAACAAAUGCCAGAGCAGCGUAAACAAAAAACAGCAAUAACUAUAAGAUACAAAAUGAAACGAUCAAAGGAGGUUCAAAGAACUGGCAACAGGAAUCAAGGAUACUCAGAGUCUCUUUGAAAGACUUCAAGACGCGAGGCAAGUGCA
Molecule: messenger RNA, 3139 nt
Organism: Octopus bimaculoides (California two-spot octopus)
Lineage: Eukaryota; Metazoa; Mollusca; Cephalopoda; Octopoda; Octopodidae
Biological process (GO): cell differentiation; regulation of transcription by RNA polymerase II
Cellular component (GO): nucleus
Molecular function (GO): RNA polymerase II cis-regulatory region sequence-specific DNA binding; DNA-binding transcription factor activity, RNA polymerase II-specific
Source: RefSeq, a predicted model, not a curated record